AUGGCAGCAUAUCCCAACAUCCAGUACAUGGCAGCAUAUCCCAACAUCCAGUACAUGGCAGCAUAUCUCAACAUCCAGUACAUGGCAGCAUAUCCCAACAUCCAGUACAUGGCAGCAUAUCCCAACAUCCAGUACAUGGCAGCAUAUCUCAACAUCCAGUACAUGGCAGCAUAUCCCAACAUCCAGUACAUGGCAGCAUAUCCCAACAUCCAGUACAUGGCAGCAUAUCCCAACAUCCAGUACAUGGCAGCAUAUCCCAACAUCCAGUACAUGGCAGCAUAUCCCAACAUCCAGUACAUGGCAGCAUAUCCCAACAUCCAGUACAUGGCAGCAUAUCCCAACAUCCAGUACAUGGCAGCAUAUCCCAACAUCCAGUACAUGGCAGCAUAUCCCAACAUUCAGUACAUGGCAGCAUAUCCCAACAUCCAGUACAUGGCAGCAUAUUCCAACAUCCAGUACAUGGCAGCAUAUUCCAACAUCCAGUACAUGGCAGCAUAUUCCAACAUCCAGUACAUGGCAGCAUAUCCCAACAUCCAGUACAUGGCAGCAUAUCCCAACAUUCAGUACAUGGCAGCAUAUUCCAACAUCCAGUACAUGGCAGUAUAUCCCAGCAUCCAGUACAUGGCAACAUAUCCCAGCAUCCAGUACAUGGCAGUAUAUCCCAGCAACCCAACAUCCAGUACAUGA
Messenger RNA from Procambarus clarkii (red swamp crayfish), 687 nucleotides. Lineage: Eukaryota; Metazoa; Arthropoda; Malacostraca; Decapoda; Cambaridae. The record is from RefSeq and is a predicted model, not a curated record.